Ectocarpus sp. CCAP 1310/34 is the source of this 818-nucleotide messenger RNA. Lineage: Eukaryota; Phaeophyceae; Ectocarpales; Ectocarpaceae. The record is from the annotation of a GenBank genome assembly.
AUGCUUGCCACUCUCUAUCGCCAGGAAAUGGUCGACGAACUCCGUUCUGCUCUCGCGACAGUAGAGGCGGGCGGAGGCGACCUCGCGAGAAAGAGGCAUUCCGCAAAGGGAAAGCUUCUUGCCAGGGUCGAAGGCGUCGAGUGCAUGAUCCUGGCCAACGACGCAACCAUCAAGGGCGGCACGUACUAUCCCAUCACCGUGAAGAAACACCUGCGUGCUCAGGAAGUCGCCCAGGAGAACCGUCUGCCUUGCAUCUACUUGGUUGACUCGGGAGGGGCGUUCCUACCCAAGCAGGCCGAAGUCUUUCCCGACAGGGAGCAUUUCGGAAGAAUUUUCUUCAACCAAGCCAACAUGUCCGCGGCAGGGAUUCCCCAGGUGGCCGUCGUGAUGGGCAUCUGCACCGCCGGGGGGGCGUACGUCCCCGCCAUGUCCGACGAGACUGUCAUCGUCAACGGGACCGGGACCGUGUUCUUGGCCGGCCCCCCACUUGUCAGGGCAGCGACCGGCGAGGUCAUAUCGGCCGAAGAGCUGGGAGGGGCGGAUGCGCACACCAGGCGAGUGCCAGGAUUAGCGAUAGCCGAUUGGCUGCCGGGUGGGAGGCCCGCGGGGGGAUAUGUAUCUAAUUUGCUCUGAGAACCGAACUGCAUCUAAACGGGGUAUACAUCAGAUGCAAUCCUUGUAACGAUGGUUGCUAUUCGCGCGGCCUGCUGACUGGAGUGCCUCCCAUUGCAGUGCACACACCGUCGAUUUUCCUCACCCUCGCAGCGGUCUUUCAUCCCGCCAAUCAACGUACAACCCCAUUCAACACUUUGAUCAUU